AUGGAUUGGGCAAAGUCUUUACCUGGUAAAAAGGUCAUUAUAUGCGAUAAUUUAUCAAGCCACUUAAGUGUGAGUGUUAUCGAAUUAUGUGAGUGUCACAAUAUUCAGUUUGUUUUCAUUCCAUCUAGCUCGACACACAUAACACAACCCCUUGAUGUCGCUUUUUUUACACCACUUAAAAAAGUGUGGCGAGCAAUAUUACUCAAGUACAAAAUGGAAAAUCCCAACCAAACUACUCCGAAUAAGAAUCAUUUCCCAAAACUUUUACAUUCUUUAGUUGAUCAAGUUGAAAUAUAUUCACCUAAAAAUAUCAAAAGCGGAUUCAGAGCAACGGGGAUCUACCCAUUUAACCCAAGAGAAGUACUGAAGCGUGUACCAGAGUAUCAAGAAGAUGUGGCAUCAUAUGGGAUUGACAAUGCGUUGCUAGACUACUUAAAGCAGAUCAGGCAGCCAAAUCCUACGAUAACAAAAAGAAACAAGAAAGUUAUGACUGUACCUGGAAUCAGUAACAGCCGAUGA
Molecule: messenger RNA, 519 nt
Organism: Parnassius apollo (apollo)
Lineage: Eukaryota; Metazoa; Arthropoda; Insecta; Lepidoptera; Papilionidae
Source: the annotation of a GenBank genome assembly